UCCUCCUGGUAUUGAGCUGUUGCUGUCUCGUCCUCCCGUGGGGGGUUUGAACAAACAGUACGCGUCUCGGAGUCUGGCCGGUUAGAGAGCAGCGCUCCCCCUUUUCCACACCCCCGCUCGCUGCACAGCCGCAGUCCACAGCAAUGCUCCUGUAAAGCCUCUGCUCCGCUUUCCCUGCUCUCCCUCUGUGCUUCAGUAAAGACCCAUCCACCCCCCCGGUGCAACAGUGCUGCAUCUUCAUCUGAUCGGGGCUCCGCACCUGCCGCCAUCGUUAUCAAUAGCCUAUCAUGGAAACACAGCAAGGACGCACUUUUAUCUAGCCUUACGCCGCACCACGGAGUCAAGCAUCUACGGGUUGUGGCGAAGAAGAGGCUAUCGGGACCAUUUCCUCUUGUGGUGGGACGGGGGGCACAAUGAGUGACGCAUACAAGGCGUUGGUCACCCCCAGCUGGCUGACCCCUGACCCCACAGCCUGGUCCAGCAGCGGAGACGGAUUCACGGACAACGCCACCUACUCCCCUCUGGACUCCUUUCCCCCGGUGCCCCCUCUCCUGGUCAACCCCUGGGACAUCUUGCUGUGCUCCUCAGGGACCCUCAUUGCCUGUGAGAACGCCCUGGUGGUGCUGGUGAUCUGGCAGAACCCGUCUCUCCGAGCCCCCAUGUUCCUGCUGAUCGGCAGCCUGGCCCUGGCUGACCUCCUGGCUGGUCUGGGCCUGGUGCUCCACUUCACCUUGGCCUACCUGCUGAGGUCUGACUCGGCCCAGCUGCUGACUGUUGGUCUGGUGGUGGCCUCCUUCUCAGCCUCCGUCUUCAGCCUGCUGGCCAUCACCAUAGACCGUUACCUGUCACUCUACUACGCCCUGACCUACAACUCAGAGCGCACUGCCGCCUUCACCUACACCAUGCUGGUCCUCCUCUGGGGCCUGUCUCUCUGCCUGGGCCUACUUCCCGUCACGGGGGUGAACUGCCUGGCGGAGGAGUCGACAUGCAGCGUGGUGCGCCCGCUGACUAAGAACAACGUGGUGGUGCUGUCCGUAUCCUUCCUCCUGCUGUUCGGCCUCAUGCUGCAGCUGUACGUGCAGAUCUGUAAGAUCGUCAUGCACCACGCCCACCAAAUCGCCUUGCAGCAUCACUUCCUGUCCACCUCGCCCCACUACGUCACCACCAGGAAGGGCGUGUCCACACUGGCCAUCAUCCUGGGAACGUUCGCCGCCUGCUGGAUGCCCUUCACCGUCUACUCCCUCGUCGCCGACUACACGUACCCACCUCUCUACACCUACGCCACCCUGGUGCCCGCCACCUAUAACUCAGUCAUCAACCCAGUGAUCUACGCCUUCAGGAACCAGGAGAUCCAGCAGGCUCUGUGGCUGGUGUGUUGUGGCUGUAUACCGGCCAGGGUGACCCACAGGGCACGGACCCCCAGCCACGUCUGACACAGACCCAGGCCCUGGGAGGGAAGGAGAGAGGUGCCCUGGGCAGAGGAAGGCAGGCAGGCAGGCAGGGCUCAUGCUGGGUCUACUGCAUGGCUCUGUGUCUCCAUGGCUGGGCUGUAUCCAGUGAAGGAUGGAGGCAGCAGCAGGAGAAGGGGAGGUGGAGGGAUAAGUAGAGGCAGAGACAUGCAGUAUAUAUCUUUGAGUAUAGGAUGGAGGAUUUGGUACAAAAGUGUACUGUAUGCCUACUGUACUACUGUCCGACCUUCUCUAUCUUCCGUCUUCCCAGUUUAAAUAUAAAACAACAUCACAUGAUCUGACCGCUGCCACCAUAGGUGUACCAUCCCCCCUCCACACCACCGUUGGGUUUACGUGCCACGAGGUGUUCUGCAGAUGACUGGGAAAGGAUGGUCGCAUGGCGCUGCAGCAAAUGUAGAUUACAUAGUUUUAGCCGCUUUUAAUGAUGUGCGCUUUUUCCCUCCAUAAAAGGAUUGAGAGAUUAUUCUAGACUGUUUAAACUUGUCCCACAAGUUAAAAAGCUCGUGUGUGUGCAAAAAGGCAAUGCAUGUGUCCCAUGGACAGAGAGGGAGAGCGAGAGGAGUAGUGGAGGGAGUGAUGAGCAAAAGGGGGCGAUGAUCAAGAUGCAGACGUUUCCCUACAACGAAGCCGGGCUGCGGCUAGAGCAUCUCAUCUCGCUGCUGCACUCUGAACGUGCUUUGAAAGCUAAACAACCGCGAAAGGCUAAAAAUAGCCCCGGCGCUCUGUGAUCCGCGCGCCCUGCGUCCUCCGCAGACACGGAGUAAAGAAACCAAGCCGAGGAGGAGGAGAGCGGGCGCUUAUCUUCCCUCCCAUCCAUCUUUCAAUCUCCAUCUCUCCCCAUUUCACGUGUGAGAAUGUAUUAUGAUGUUCUGUUUGCUCUACAUCCCGAGGUGACAACAGCCUCCGGAAGAUAAGUACCCUUAUUGCCCUACCCCUUGCGCGUGCCAAAUGCCUUUAGAUUAUGAUAAGACCUAUGGGUUUGAUCUUUUUAUCUCCGUUUUAUCCAGUCGCUUCUUCAUACAUAAACAGCUCAAUUCUCAUAACUAACUCAUUCUGUAUUUUACGCACGUUAAGUAGGCUGACUUCUCUUGAAAGUAGAGGAGAGUGAAAUGUUCCCUCUGCAGACCAAGCAGACAGUUAGACCGUAUGGGAGCUGUUGAAACUGAAUGUAUUGUGGGAUCCUCGCUAUAUGAGCCAAGUUACAAUUACCACCAAGCAUGUUACCAUAUUGGCACUAUGUGUGGGGUGUUUGCGUUUUACGCCAGAUACCCGGGUUUGCUUCCAGCUUUCUCUUUUUGCUACAUUGUUGUCAGAAGUGGGAUGGCGGCCGUGGGGCCAUCGGACUACACAGCCCGAGGUGUAUGAAGCAUAGGACUUUAAUGAAUACCAUUUCCCCUGAUAUUGCAACCAGGUCUCAGACCAUUGUGUAUUAUUCUAUAUGUAAAUCCAAGAUACUCCAUUUUGUGUGAUAUGUUAUGUUUGGUAUGGUUACAAAAGACAGCCUUAACUCAAAGACUGCAAGUUUGAAUAUCAUCACUGACACCUUCAGCAUUUUAGCUAAUUAGCAACUUUUCAACUACUUACUACUUUUUAGCUAAUUUCCAACUACUUAGUAUGUUAGCUAGCCCAUCACCUAAUCCUAACCAUAGCCCUUUUAGUUAACCCUAACCUUAACCCUUUAACCUAACUCCUAAACUUAACCUUAACCACUAGCCUA
Messenger RNA from Oncorhynchus tshawytscha (Chinook salmon), 3186 nucleotides. RefSeq names its product G-protein coupled receptor 12-like. The transcript is spliced from 3 exons. NCBI's taxonomy places the organism in Eukaryota, Metazoa, Chordata, Actinopteri, Salmoniformes, Salmonidae. The record is from RefSeq and is a predicted model, not a curated record. Gene Ontology annotation, biological process: G protein-coupled receptor signaling pathway. Bases 414 to 1433 code for a protein of 339 amino acids. Gene Ontology annotation, cellular component: membrane. Gene Ontology annotation, molecular function: G protein-coupled receptor activity.